GUUUUUUUCACAUAUUACAAUAUUAAUGAGUCUGUAUGUUGCAGCAUGAGACAGCCUCUUGUAAAAUGUUUGACCAUCUGGUGAAAUCUAAUAAACUGGAACCGUUGAUGGAGAAGUAUGGCUUGGUGCUGUCCGAGGACCUGAUCUUCAUCAAAGAGAUGAUUGAACCUAAGAAAGUCACAGAUCCAUGGCCAUAUAGAGGCCGUGAGAAAAACAAGUCCUUCCUCUAUGAAAUCGUGUCCAACAAAAGAAAUGGUGUUGAUGUGGACAAGUUUGACUACUUUGCCAG
Molecule: messenger RNA, 289 nt
Organism: Larimichthys crocea (large yellow croaker)
Lineage: Eukaryota; Metazoa; Chordata; Actinopteri; Sciaenidae
Product: deoxynucleoside triphosphate triphosphohydrolase SAMHD1-like
Exons: 2
Biological process (GO): defense response to virus; regulation of innate immune response; dGTP catabolic process
Cellular component (GO): nucleus
Molecular function (GO): dGTPase activity
Source: RefSeq, a predicted model, not a curated record